Messenger RNA from Pseudovirgaria hyperparasitica, 5097 nucleotides. RefSeq lists its product as uncharacterized. Lineage: Eukaryota; Fungi; Ascomycota; Dothideomycetes; Acrospermales; Acrospermaceae. Gene Ontology annotation, molecular function: hydrolase activity, acting on ester bonds; protein binding. Bases 1 to 4677 code for a protein of 1558 amino acids. The record is from RefSeq and is a predicted model, not a curated record. The transcript has 3 exons.
AUGGUUGACGAAGAUACAGAUCGUGUAGUUCCUCCUACAUACGACAGGUGCCGUUCCAGUGGAACCUCAUCGCGACUCUCCAGUAAGAAUGGUUUCUCGCUCCAGCGUUCCUUCAGCAUAUUAUCCAGAACAAAGUCCGAGGACACACUUGUAAGCGACGAUGUUGGUCCCUACGGACUAACCCUUCUCCACGAACCCCCGGAGCCCCUCAUCGAUUUCAUAUUCGUCCACGGUUUGCGCGGUGGCUCUGUGAAGACAUGGAGAAAGGAAAGCGAUGACCAAUACUUCUGGCCGCAGGCCUGGCUUCCGCAGGAGCAGAGGAUGCAGCACGCACGGAUACACACAUUUGGCUACAACAGCGACUGGGGAGAGCGCAGAGAGAGUUUUCUGAAUGUGCACGACUUUGGAAGAUAUCUGCUGGGGGAAAUGAGCACCUCGCCUUACUUAAGAUCUUCCCCGGACUCUCCGAUUGUCUUGAUAGGCCAUAGUAUGGGAGGAUUAGUGAUAAAAAAGGCUUAUAUUCUCGCGCGAAGAGAUAAAGAGACAAAGGAAUUGGCGGCGCGCAUACAAUGCCUCAUUUUCCUCGCAACUCCGCACCGGGGCGCUAGUCUGGCCUCCCUUCUCAAUAAUAUGCUUCGGGCUACUGGCGUGUUUAGUGUUAAGCCCUUUCUUGCCGAUUUGGAGAAGAAUUCGCCAGGAUUAGACAUGAUAAAUGAUGACUUCAGACAUUAUGCGGACGAAGUCCGCCUAUGGUCGUUCUAUGAGACCGUGAAACUGAACCUCGGAAUCCAGUCAGCUCUCGUCGUGGAAAGAGACUCCGCAACAAUUGGAUUGAAACAUGAACGUGUGCAGCUUCUCAAUGCCGAUCAUCGAUCCGUGUGCAAAUACGAUAGCACGCAUGACCCAAACUAUGUGGCAGUAAAGAACGCUCUUAUUGCAAUUGCCGAAGAUAUCCUUGGAGCCACAAUUACUAAACGGUUUGACGACCAAAAGCAGCAGCUGUCUGAUCUUCAGACGUACCUUGCAGUCCGCGACAAACCGAUUGACGAGCUGAAUACCGAACAAGACAUACAGGCCCCUGGCUCAUGCUCUUGGAUUCAGGAGCGACAAAGUUUCCAGACUUGGAUAGAGACUCCGCAGGGCGAAUUAUACUGGGUCCAUGCGCAGCCAGCUACUGGCAAGACAAUCCUAACUGGACAUGUCAUUACAGAGCUACUGAAUGCAGGUCAUGACUGCUGCUAUUACUUCUUUAAGACGGGACAAAAAGGGAAGAAUACAAUCAGUGCAAUGCUUCGCUCAUUUGCUUUCCAGAUGGGACUAAUGCAUCCAAUUGUGCGCUUGGAAUUGGCAAAAUCACAAGAACGCAACCCAUUUUUCGACAGAGAUGAUGAGAGAGCCAUCUGGAGAAAGUUCUUUGCCGGAGGUAUAUUAAAGUUACCGCUGGGACGGCCGCAAUACUGGAUCAUUGAUGGCCUGGACGAAUGCAUCGAUCCAACAAGAAUCUUUCCUCUUAUCUCCCGUAUCGAAAGUUCCUACCCAGUCCAAUUUUUCAUCACGAGUCGGCCCUGGCUAGAAUUCGACCGACAAUUCGCUCGCCUGGGAAAAAGAGUUAUCAUUGAUCCUAUAUCCAUUGAAAACACUAUUGGAGAUAUCAAACUGUUCAUCGAAGACAACAUGAACAGCCUUCCGGUUAAUGGGGAGGCAGAUAGAGAGCGACUCGUGCAAAAUCUGAUAGAUAAAUCUGGCGGAUGCUUCUUGUGGGCUCACCUUAUCUUAAAAGAGCUCCAAUCUGUGUACAGCGAAGAGUACAUCGAAAGAACUAUCGACGAACUCCCAACCGAAAUGAGCUCGAUGUAUGAGAGGAUUCUGCAGGAAAUGUCUUGCAAUGUUAGAGAGAAACGUUUGGCUAAAUCACUUCUCGUCUGGACGAUGUGCGCGGUCCGAUCGCUGCGAAUUGACGAACUUGCCAGCGCCAUCAAGACUGAUGCAGAUAUCAAUGUACGAAACAUAGAAAAAUCGAUCCAAGGUCUUUGUGGGCAGCUUUUGCGCACUGAUAAGGCUGGUUGCGUUCAGCCGAUGCAUAUGACUAUAAAAGCAUUCUUGACUGAUCGUUCACUACAAUCGGAGUUUGCUGUCUCGAAAGAGGCCGGGAACAAUCAAUUAGCUCUGGCAUGCCUCCGAUAUCUUUCCGGUGAAGAGAUGAAACCUCCCCGUCAUAGAACAAUCAUUAACGUCUCUCGGCCAACAAAGAGCGCCAUUGCGGACUAUGCAUGUGUAGCAUUUUCCGACCACCUUGCAUCAGCAUCCUCGAUGGACCAUGACUUGUUUCUGGUCCUCGAAAGAUUUCUUCGCACGAAUAUCCUUACUUGGAUCGAAUAUAUCGCUGGCAUCAAGAAAAAUCUCUACUAUCUCAUCAGGACUGCAAAGAACUUGCAAAAGUAUCUUCACCGACGUGCAAAACAUACACCCCCCUUUGGUGAUGCUUUCCAAUGUGCUUCUCAGUGGUCGACCGACCUGGUUCGACUGGUCGCAAAAUUCGGAGCAAAUCUGCUAAAUGUCCCAAGCUCCAUAUAUUACCUCAUCACACCCUUUUGCCCACGCACUUCAUCGAUAUAUCGUUACUUUUCCGACACUUGCAGCGGCCUCACUGUUCAUGGCCUCGAAAAUGAUUCAUGGGAGGAUUCGAUUUGCUACAUCGACUUUCGAGAACAUCGCGCAAUGUCGGUAGCAGCCGGCGACAACACGUUCGCCAUUGGCACAAAAUCUGGUCGCAUAUUCUUAUAUUGGCAAGUCACCUGCCAAGAGAGGCUGAUUCUGAACCAUGGGGAAGCCGCUCGAUGUCUUCGAUUCGACAAUAACAACCGUAUAGCUUGCGCGGGACCUCACGAAAUCCAAUUGUGGGACAUAAAUAGUCGCGAGCUACUUUGGACAUACGUGAUGAAGGACACUCCAGUAUUGCUGCAAUUUUCCGGAUCGGAUGAAGUUCUCAUAGCAGCGACAAGACAGAGCCAUGCAGUAAAGAUUGACUGUAAAGAUGGUUGCGUUGUGUCUGAUCAGGCCUACCCGAAUAGACAAGCACCGCUCGACAUCGCUAUAUCACCCGAUCAAAGCAUAAUUGCCUUUGCUUACCGAGGGAAACCCGUGCUUUUGUGGAGUCUAGAUAACGAUCGCCUCUUGGGAGCUUGUGGUGGGACUGCUGGUGCCGAAGCGCAAGCUAUGAUAUCUGACACUUCUCCCGAGAAGGUGAUCUUCAAUUCGAAUCCCGCAGUAGAACUGAUGGUGGUAACGUUUCAAAAUGGUAGUAUGGUGUUGUAUGAGACUUGGAAUCAAAGAGCUGUCAAAGCGGCUCAACAAGACUGUCACUACCUGGCAUGCUCCCCCGACGGACGAACCCUUGCUACUGGCUCAAGCUGGGGGUACAUCGGUCUUUGGGAUUUCGAAACAUUAUCCUUGUUAUAUCAAAUUAACACUCGUGAAACUCUCGGGAAAGCCUUGUCUUUCACUGGAGAUGGCACACGUAUCAUCGAACUGAAAGACCGGAAAGCCAAGAUAUGGGAACCGGCUGCCCUGGUUCGCAAGGUCGUUGAAGAGGAGUCCAAUAUCAGUGAAUCUGUCAGCAUGCCACCACUUCUCGUUGGGACCGGGAACGACAUUGUGCCAAUAACAUCUACUCGAGUACACUCUAUUGAGGAAGUGAUAUUGGUUGGAAAAGAUGAUGGUUCGAUGAGUCUGUACUCGUCUGUGAACGGUCAAAAGAUGACAGACCUGUAUAGCCACAAGCAGGACAUCUUUGUUCGGUAUGUUGCUGUUGGUCCUGGAAGAAUGGUUGCUUCAGUCGAUGCUAGCAACCGGGUGCUCGUGUAUGAUAUCGAAAUGAGCACCAAUGAGAGCAGCGUCUCGACCCAACGACUCCUGCUUGACUCAAAGUUCGAUGAUAGUGUUCAACAAAUUGUUUUCAAUGAGACAGAAGAUAAGUUGCUGGUCUCCACGACUUGUCGCGACUAUCUUUUCGUUCGGAUAACGAAAGAGCACACUUUCAAGCACGUCACUGUGAUAGAGGCAUCGGCUCGCACACUAUGGAGAUGGCUCUCCUCUAUCCGUGUUCCGGGUACUAUAGUACUUGUGACUGAUUGCAUCAUUCGGCGCUAUGCGUGGGACACCCUAGAGGUGGUUCAUACAGGUCAAUCUGAUACCAGAAUAGACGUUGGAGCGACAGCCUUGACGGGAGCAGAUCUAGCUUUCAAGAAUCUUGUGACGGACCACCGAGGAUCAUUCCUGAUUGCAGAGUUUGCUCACAAGCUGGGGAGCAAAGCAACCGAAAGAUUGGUGGUAUGGCGUACAUCCUCCAUGGUGACGCAAGUUCCAUCGCCAGGGAGCGGUGGCGCAGACGCCACGUUGAUACUGACAUCGAAGGACAUCAACCACUUUCUGGGAUGUUUCGAACAGCGUAUAGUGUUCCUGGAUCAUAAUCUCUGGGUCUGUUCGAUCGACCUAUCGCAGCUACAUGGCACACAGUCUAGUCUUGAUGGUCUCAUCAAAAAGCAUUUCUUUAUUCCGCGUGAGUUCGUCGGUGGCAAUGAAGGUAACAUGGGGUCUGUAACUCGCCGAGGUAGUAUUGUCUUUCCAAAAGAAGGAGAAAUUGCAGUCGUGUCUAAUGGACUACAAUGGACACCUUAGUAUUACAGCUCGGUAUAUAUAGAGCUACGUAAUUACCUCUACAUCCUCGUAGAACGAGACGGUAUGUAUACCACGAAUAGCACGCUGUAUUAGGUCAAGGAAGUGCGCAUACGUAACGGUAAGAGAUAGACUAUACACGCCUGAUAUCUAUUAAGUGGCUUGAUACUAUGGAUAGAAAGCAGGUACAUAAUAUCCAUCGCCUGUUUCGCAUAGCUCUCCUGGCUAUCACGUGCUUGACAAGGAUUGAGGCUACAGUGCCAUAUCCAAUCCAAGUAGAAUCUAUUACAUUACUUUCGGUCCAGACGAGAGCACAUGCAGACGGUCAGCUAGUGGUAUUGUUGUGUUAUGAUUUUGCACAAUAGCGAUUAUCGACGAAAGUGAGAAUACACCAUCGGACGAAGUCCAUCACUAUAUAUCAUU